Podospora pseudopauciseta is the source of this 873-nucleotide messenger RNA. It is a transcript of the gene CAF16, whose product is annotated as CCR4-NOT regulatory complex component. Gene Ontology annotation, molecular function: ATP binding; ATP hydrolysis activity. Bases 1 to 873 code for a protein of 290 amino acids. NCBI's taxonomy places the organism in Eukaryota, Fungi, Ascomycota, Sordariomycetes, Sordariales, Podosporaceae. The record is from RefSeq and is a predicted model, not a curated record. The transcript has a single exon.
AUGGCCCCCGCUUCCGGCCCCCCCUCUGUAGUAACAAACAACCUCUCCUACCUCUUCCAAGACCACUCCACCGGCCUCUCAGGCAUAACCCUCUCCCUCCCCCCCAGAUCCCGCACCCUCUUGAUCGGCGCCAACGGCGCAGGCAAGACCACCCUCCUCCGCCUCCUGGCGGGAAAACGCCUAGCGCCAGCAGGCACAAUCACCAUCGGCGGCAACGACCCCUUCAAAGUCGGCCUCGAGGGCGUGACCUACCUCGGCCUGGAAUGGGUCCUCAACGCCAUCGUCCGCACCGACAUCGGCGUCGACGAGCUCCUCCGCUCCGUCGGCGGGGACCAAUACCCCGACCGUCGUGACGAGCUCGUCGCCGUUCUCGACAUCGAUACCAGGUGGAGGAUGCACGCCGUUUCCGACGGCGAGCGCCGCAGGGUCCAGCUCGCCAUGGGCCUAGUCCGGCCGUGGACGAUCCUGUUAUUGGAUGAAAUCACCGUCGACCUGGAUGUCUGGUCCCGGAGUCAGUUUUUGAGCUUUUUGAAAAAGGAGACGGAGGAGAGGGAGUGCACGGUUGUGUAUGCGACGCACAUAUUGGAUAAUUUGGCGGGGUGGCCGACGCAUUUGGUGCAUAUGCAUCUUGGGACGGUGGUGGAGUGGGGGACGACGGAGAAGAUGUUGGAGAGUAAACUGGGGGGGGAAAAAGAGACGGGAAACAGUCGGCUAGGGGAGUUGGUGUUAAGGUGGUUGAAGGAGGACUUGGAUAGAAGGGGGCCGAGAGACAAGUUGAGGAGGGGGCCGGAGGGGUUGAGUUAUAAUUCGGGGAAUUUGGGGAUUGGGGGGUAUGGGUUAGAGAGUAAGAGCAAGUUGGAGGAGAAGAGAUGA